AUGGCAUUAUAUGGAUUUUUCAUUAGUGGACCACUUGGUCAUGUUCUCUUUGAGAUUUCAAAUAAAACUUUUAAAAAUCGUGCUGGUAGUGGAACAAAAUUAUUGCAAAUUUUAGUGACUUUAUUGGUUAUAUUUCCAAUUCAACAUAUUGUUUAUUUGGCGGCUAUGGCAAUCAUUGCUGGUUUAAGAACACCCGAACAAGUUCUGGCAUCAAUAAAAAAGUCACUAUGGCCUAUGGUGAGAACGACUUGGAUCGUGUUUCCCAUUGUUCAGACUUUUGCACAAAAAUUCUUGGAACCACAUUUAUGGGUGCCAUUCUUCAAUUUGGUUGGAUUCUCUCUUGGGUUACAUGCUACUACCAAAGCAAAGAUUCGACAACGAAAACUUUCUGAAGAUGAUGAUCAAUAA
Molecule: messenger RNA, 408 nt
Organism: Cetraspora pellucida
Lineage: Eukaryota; Fungi; Glomeromycota; Glomeromycetes; Diversisporales; Gigasporaceae
Source: the annotation of a GenBank genome assembly